Molecule: messenger RNA, 204 nt
Organism: Diversispora eburnea
Lineage: Eukaryota; Fungi; Glomeromycota; Glomeromycetes; Diversisporales; Diversisporaceae
Source: the annotation of a GenBank genome assembly
AUGAACAUAACUACUUCUGACAAUUCUAAUUUAUAUCAAGAAUCAGUGAUUCUCACAUCUCCUAUUCCUACAAAAAUCAUAUCAAUAGAAGAGAAAGAAGAAAAUGAAUUUCUGAAACGAAUACAUAAAGAACAAAUUAAACAGUUUAAUUUAUGUGAUAUAAAAACUGUUACACUGGAAACAAAUCCAAAAAAUUCAACUGAG